Oryctolagus cuniculus (rabbit) is the source of this 3858-nucleotide messenger RNA. It is a transcript of the gene OR51E1, whose product is annotated as olfactory receptor, family 51, subfamily E, member 1. Gene Ontology annotation, cellular component: plasma membrane. Gene Ontology annotation, molecular function: olfactory receptor activity; G protein-coupled receptor activity. The record is from RefSeq and is a predicted model, not a curated record. Gene Ontology annotation, biological process: G protein-coupled receptor signaling pathway. Lineage: Eukaryota; Metazoa; Chordata; Mammalia; Lagomorpha; Leporidae.
UUCUCUAAAAUGUUCUCACACUAUUUUUUCCCUUAAGAGAGAAACCAGAUGGCAUUGGUCUUACAUGGCUGCUGUUGGAGACUGGGGAGGGUUAAGCAAUCACAUUGCUCCCUCAGCCAGAAGUUCAGUAACCUAAGGCUGAGAGUGGAAGGCAGAGACACUGUCCCUAGGGACCCUUGUUAUGAGUUAACCAGACACAGACGCCAGAGCCUGGGAGAAAAAGAAGGUAUAGCUCUAGGACUUUGGGGAAGAGAGGAUGUUCCCAUUAGGUUCCAGGCUCAAUAAGAACCUAAGCAGCAUCCACCAAGAAGGCAGGGGAGAAAGAAAGCACCAGGAACCAGGAUGGAGACUGGCUAACAUUUAACUCUUGAGUUUCCCUGCCAAUUGACUUUGCCUUUCCUCUGACUCAGUACAACCAGCCUAUAAAUAAAUGUGGAAAGAGGCCUUCACAAAGACUAUAGCCACACACAGGUUUACUAAGCCUUUUCUUACAGCAUCUUCACGCUGGGAGCUGGCAAAGGUAUCCCAGCUGGCACAGGAUCAUUUUGGGGAGGACUCUUGAGACCUGCUCUUCCCAGUCUCUGCUUUCCCCAUAGGCCCAGGCACAUGCUCCUGGGACACGUGAAACCAAAGCCGCAGUUAGCUGGUGAGGGGUUGCUGCUGAUGGACCCUCUGGACAGCACCCUGUCUCCCCUGCAGGGAGGAGCAGAAGGAGGGAGGAGGUAAGAAAGAGAAUAAAUAACCCUGACGGGGGAGGUCCAAAGCAGGAGGCGGAGACAGGGAGGGCUGUGUUUCAGUGCUGCCUGCCAGACCUCUAAGGGAAGAGUGCUGGGGAAAAGGGGCACACGUUUGUUGCUUCAGCUCCAGUGAGCCUCUACCUGCCUGGUACAGGAAACAACUUGGCUUCUUCAUUAUGGUGGGCUCCAGUGGCAAUGAAUCCAGUGCCACCUAUUUCAUACUAAUAGGCCUCCCAGGCUUAGAAGAGGCUCAGUUUUGGCUGGCCUUCCCACUGUGCUCCCUCUACCUUAUUGCUGUGAUAGGUAACUUGCUGAUCAUCUACAUUGUGCGGACUGAGCACAGCCUACAUGAGCCGAUGUAUAUUUUUCUUUGCAUGCUUUCUGGCCUUGACAUCCUCAUUUCCACCUCAUCAAUGCCCAAAAUGAUGGCCAUCUUCUGGUUCAAUUCCACUACCAUCCAGUUUGAUGCUUGUUUGAUACAAAUGUUUGCCAUCCAUUCCUUAUCUGGUAUGGAGUCUACAGUGCUACUGGCUAUGGCCUUUGACCGCUAUGUGGCCAUCUGUCACCCACUACGCCACGCCACUGUACUCACGUUGCCUCGUGUUGCCAAGAUUGGCAUGGCUGCUGUGGUACGAGGUGCUGCACUAAUGGCGCCUCUUCCUGUCUUCAUAAAGCGACUGCCUUUCUGCAGAUCCAAUAUACUUUCACAUUCCUACUGCCUUCAUCAAGAUGUCAUGAAGCUGGCCUGUGCUGACAUCCAUGUCAAUGUCAUCUAUGGCCUCAUUGUCAUCAUCUCUGCCAUUGGCCUGGAUUCACUUCUCAUCUCCUUCUCAUAUCUACUUAUCCUUAAGACUGUGUUGGGGUUGACACGUGAAGCCCAGGCAAAGGCAUUUGGCACUUGUGUCUCUCAUGUAUGUGCUGUUUUCAUAUUCUAUGUACCUUUCAUUGGAUUGUCUAUGGUGCACCGCUUUAGUAAGCGACGUGAUUCUCUAUUGCCUGUCAUUAUGGCCAACAUCUAUCUGCUGGUUCCUCCUGUGCUCAACCCCAUCGUCUAUGGAGUCAAGACAAAAGAGAUCCGGCAGCGCAUCCUUCGUCUCUUCCACAUGAUCACACAUUCUUCAGAUGCCUAGGGUGUCAUCAGUCAAACUUCUUGUCUAUUUAAAGUCCUCCACUUGAUUUUAAUGUCAAUAUUUUGGAAGACAGUAUUAAGAGGAAAAUGCACAAUUUAGAUUCUUCAAAAAUGAAUCAGGUUUGGGAAUUUCUGUGGGGAAAGAGACGGUAGGACCAUAUGCUCCCAAUACCCAUUUUCAAUAUUAUUUCCUCUUUUUUUGCAAUUCUUAAGACACCUGAAGUGUUUUGGUUGGGGGUUAUAAUUUCCAGCUUCUUUAUCCAGUCCAAAUUUAAAUUGCUUCUACUCAUUUUUCAGAGUAGUAUGUGAUAGGGGUGAUAUGCAUGUUUGAGAAACAUUUGCCAAAGGCUUAAGCAUGACAAAAAAGAAACAGAAGAAUACAACAGAAUCAGAUAAUCUGGCUUAAAGCUAUGACUUUAUCUUCCAAUUGUCAACCAUAUAGGAUAUUGGGCAAAGUGAUAUACUUCUUCAAAAUGACCUCCAUGAAGAAGGAAAGAAAUUUUUUCCCAUAGCAGUAGUCCUGAAGGAGAAGAUUGGAAGCAAAACUUAGAAGACUUCAUUCACUACAUUAAUGAAAGACUACACUUUGUUCUGAGAGUUUUCAAAGCCUAUGUACACCCUUUUGCCUACUUAACUUUCUUAUUGACCUUUUGAUUUAGGAGGCAAUAUUAUUAGUACCUUCAUUGUACCAGUGGGAAAACUGAUGUUCAUUGGAAAUCAGUGAAUUGCAUGGAUUCUCAUAAGCUAAGCCAAGAAAACGCCUUUUAAUGGUCCAAUCCCUAACUAUGUGGAAAUAUUGUUAAGAGACCAGUAAGACAGUUAGGCAUUUCCAGAGUCUUGCAUUUUCCAGAGAAGAUAUUAAUUUUCACUCUCACUUAUUGGUGUUGUAUUUAGGAAUUUCCUGUCAACAGAGUUUAUGGCUUUAAUCCCAAUAUGUUUUGCUCUUUUUGCUGGUCCAAAUUGUCAUUUUGCCUGUGUAGUGGAAGCAAGAGUGUUUGGAGAUUUCCCAAACAGUGCCUUAUUUGGGAAAUAAAAUGUGGUUAGCAGUGGAGUGACUGGGAUACCUGAGAGGCACUUUAGGAAGAGAAGCAGCUGAGAACAUCUAGCAUCUAGCAUCCCAUAAGACAAAGGACCACAGACCUGGGAGUCAAGAAAAACAGGUUCCAGGAGACUGAAUAUGUCCAGUGGCAUAUGUGGCUGGCUAGCAAGCAAGCUAGGGUAAGGAUAAGUGAGAAAGUGAGGAGAGCACAUCGCUGCAUGCCACAUGUGUCCGUGGAACUGAGCUGCUCUGAGGGGAAGAUGGCAGCAUCAAUGAUUGGAUAAUAAGACCACAGAAGAGGCAGCAUUAUUUCAUUCCUGUCACCCAUGCUUAGCAUUGUGUUAUCACCAAAUGGUUCCACCUGGGAAUCCUAUAAGUUAAUCCCAGUACUUUCCAGAAAAAGCAAAAUAGGAAUCAGGCAGCUGGAUAUAGAAGAGUGCAGUGGGAGGAGACUGGGCAAAAAUUGAGAUAACCAACCACAGGGAUUGUCCUGGUUAGACCCAGAGUAAGUCAGCUGAGUAAAAGAAGUAGCCAGCAUAGUGGGGAGCAUAGCACAUGGCCUCAUAGUACAUGGGACUUUCUGGCCAUAGCUAGUAGCACAGAGGCUAUUCCAGUGGAGAGGACACAGGUGCAUAUCUGAUCUCUUGGGCCAUAAUCCAGAAGUUGAGGCCAAAUGGUGAGUGGUGGCCAACAGAACUAGGAGCAUAACCUUGGGUCAGUGUAGGCUUUGGUCCUGUUGAUCUGUGGAGGAUCAAGCCAGUACCCAAAAGGGUCCUGACACUGGGCUUGGGAGAAUGAGAAAUGAAAGAGAAGAGGUAGACUUUUUUUUUAAUUAGGAAAGCAAUGUAUGAUUACUGUAAACAAAAAUGUUGACACCUUGAAUCUAUAAAAUUAAUAAAAAUAUAAUGAAAAUAUCAAAUAAAACUGUGGUCUUAAAAGAUUUAAAAACAUUA